This is a messenger RNA of Drosophila willistoni, 3030 nucleotides long. RefSeq lists its product as uncharacterized. The transcript is spliced from 14 exons. NCBI's taxonomy places the organism in Eukaryota, Metazoa, Arthropoda, Insecta, Diptera, Drosophilidae. The record is from RefSeq and is a predicted model, not a curated record. The coding region runs from base 16 to 2916 and encodes 966 amino acids.
GUUAAUGCAUGGAUAAUGGAUUUAGCAGAUCAAAUCGAUGACUAUAUCUGUUCAUUUGAGGGACUUGGUGACUUAACAAUGGACUCUUUAGCCAUGUUUAUAUUUUUAUGGGCCGUUCUGGCCCUAUUCUCAGUAUGGCUAUGCAAAUUGCUAUACUCAAAGUAUCUUAACAAGAAGCCAGCCAGUGCGGCAAACAGUCGUCAGAGUAGUGUGGCUCCUGGUGGUCUGAGCACAGGAUCGGGCUCAGCCACGGGCAAGCCAGAGAAACGUUUAUCCGAGCCACGUGAUUUGAUGGCCACCAAGACUAAAGUGGAUGAUCUAGCUAAACCCCUAGUGGGUGGCAUUUCAGCUGGCAGAGGUCGCUCCUCCGCCUCACCAGGAGCAAUUGGAGGUGGUGGUGGCGGCGGAGGCGCCGCAGGGCCACGUCGUCGUGUGGUACGUCAAAGCUCAACAGGACCAGAGAAUCGCAAGACACGCUAUGUGCCACCACCUUCAAAUGUUGUGGGACCCGAAACGAGCUCUGUUACCUGGACAAGUCAGGUAUUUCGCUGGCUUUACAGCGAUCUAGUCAUUGUGAACGAAUUACUUAUGUCCUGGGUGAUAGCCAUCAACGAUUCGCUACGCAAAUCUGUGGAGGAGCACGGUGUGGCCGUUGAAGUUGUACGUGUCCUGCCCGAUAGUCCAGCACCAGGAUUAAAUAAUAUUUUCUGUAACUGCGAUGAGAAUAAUCCCUCCGAAAUGUUGAUUACUUUCGAUUGCGAUGCCAUGCCAGUGCUGCAGGUGAAGACCUUUCGCCAGAAAUCGGGCAAGGUGGAGACAUCGCAUUAUAAGGUCACUGUGUCGCGUUUUCGUGCACGCAUGGCCAUACCAAUCAGCUAUAAUACCCUCAAGGGUGAGAUGCGUGUGGAGGGUUAUCCAGAUGUGCGCAUUGCCAUGAAUAGUGUGGGAGCCAUUAAGGCCAUGGAUCAGGAUGAACAACAAUUGCAGACAGUGAUUAGUGAGAUUUUGACUACGGCUCUGCGUGACACUGUCUAUCCGGUGGACUUUUCCAUAUAUUCCACAUGCCCGCGGGCUGAAGUUGAACCAUUGGAUUUGCCUGUAAUCUAUCCCGUCCAUUAUGAUUCGCUGGCGCACAACAUGGAACAACAUCAUCUCUCUGGAUUCCGCGACUCGCAGCACAUGUCCGCCUCAAGUCGUCGUCUGUUGGUGAAGAUUGUCAAGGGUGAAGGCCUCAAGGAUGCCCAUGAACCGUAUGUGGUUAUAGAAAUGGAUGAACCAGCCCAGAAGAAUCAAACAGGCACUCAGCGUGGCACUCGGCCUUAUUGGGAUGAGCAUUUCCUAUUUGAACUCUCCCCCCAAAGUGCUGAAAUACUUUUCGAAGUCUACGACCAUCCAGUGAUUGCAUCUGAUCCGCCCAAGUUCCUAGGUCUUGGCCUGGUUGGCAUUGAUGAGCUGGCCGUGGGACCGGCUUCCACACAACUGCUUCAACUUCAACCGAGACCAUACGAGACCCAACCCGUGUCUGGAGCAAUAACAGUUGAUUUCGUCUUCAUCGAGGGAGCCGAGAUUCCUGUAAGUCAACGUCCUCAGCGCCUCAAGGAGGCUUUGCGUCUCAGCACGCCAGCUAUCAAUGAGCAUAUUCGAAAUGGAGCCGAUUUGGCUGAUGCAGCGGUUCGUGCCUUGCAAGAUGGUGCCCUGUCCUCCUCGGUGAAUGGUGGCCAGCCCAGUAAGAGUACACUGAUCAUUCACAGUGUCCAGCGGAAUUCGAGCAAUCCAAAUGCAUUUAAGGUUGAGGUUAACAAAGAUGGCCAAAUUGAGGUGCUGGAGUCACCCACAGCUCUGGACCAGGCUGUGGCUCAGGCCUUUGAGCGGGCUGCCCAAGAGGCAGCUUCGUCCAAGGCGUCCGAGCAGAUCGAAAACGAUAUCCAAGAGGAACAGGUGCCCACUCCAGCAACGGCAACGACCAAUGAAACAGGUAACCACGAGGACAGUACAACAGACGAGUUUGGCCAACCGAAUGCCGCCUCCUCGCCCAAUGGCAGUGGCUAUCACAAUAAUUACAGUCUCAAUGGUAGCAGUCAGUUGACUGGAACUGGAACUGGACCUGGCCUGGGUUAUGGCAAUGGUGCAUACUCCUCCAAUACGAAUAGCCUGCCAAGGAAUGGUGGAGGUGGAGCCUAUCAACCAGAUCCAGCAACUCUCGAGGAUGAUCGUGGGCGUAGCAAAAAACGUAAUUUCUUUGGCACCCUCAAGAAGCGACUUAGUCGCUCCAAGACACGUACCCUAUCGGCCGAUCAGCCCAAUAACAAUCAUCAAAAACUUUCACAAACAACAACAACAAUCGGACUCACCAAUUCCAGAACAGCCACCGGAACCCUCAAUGGUGAAUCUUCCCGUUCAUUAUCUGUCGAUCGUGCCACAUUGUCUAAAAGCAAUUCACUUGGACCCCGCAUGGGCAUAGGCACCACCAUCGAUCAUCACUCAAGACGCUCUUCAAUUUCAGAAUCAUCGGCCAUCUCAGGUUUCUCUUCGGCCAGUAAUAAGACCUAUGUGCAUGAAGCAUCCACUUUGGUCCUGGAAACCAUUGAGAAUGGUGUGAAACGACACUUUAUUGUGCCUUUGGCCAUUGCCCAGAGACCGCGUUGGCGUCGCAAAGGCACCAAAUUGCAUAUCUACAACGAUCAUACCUUCAUUGCCAAGCAUUUGAGCGGAAGCGGCUUGCAAUGUUCGAUCUGCAUGAAGUCCAUACCACGCCGUCCAGGCAAACAGGGUUACGAGUGUCGUGAUUGUCAAUUGAUUUGUCACAAGCAAUGUCAUAUACGGGCACCACAAUCCUGUCCCAAUCCCACAGUGCUCUCCAUGGAACUAACAAAACUUAACUCAGCUGCAGCGGAUCGAAGCAUACGAAAAUUGUGAAGGAAACAGCAAUGAAAUCUCCUCAUCUAAUCCCAAAAUCGAAAUAUUACAUUUACAAGAAGUUUUAAUGUUAAGAAAAACUACACACAAAAAACCAACAAACAACAACAAACA